CACCUCUUCGGCUGCCAUGACAACCAUACAAGGAAUGGAACAGACCACACCAGCAGCUGGCCCUGGGAUGUCCCUGCCAGGGAUGCCUGUUAAUCUACGCUCAUAUUGGUGGAAAGGGAUGCCAGAGAAAUUCUUGAAGGGAGAGCCAAAAGCCCUUGGGGUUGUGCAAAUCAUUAUUGCUCUGAUGAUCCUCAGCUUUGGAAUAAUAAUGAUGUGUACCUCACUUCCCUUUUAUGGACCAAGUCCUUUUAUAACGUACACUGGGUACACAAUUUGGGGAUCUUUGAAGUUUAUUGUUUCAGGAGCUUUGUCAAUUGCAGCAGGAAAAAAAACUACAAAAGGCAUGGUCCGAGGUAGCCUAGGAGUAAACAUCACCAGCGCUAUCUUGGCUGGAAUAGGAAUCAUACUUACUUCAAUCAGCUUGGGUAGUUAUCCAUUCCGCUAUUAUUACUGUCACUAUUAUAAUGUGUCAGAAAACUGCUCAUUGGUUUCAUCGAUUUUAAUAGGAAUAGAUGUCAUAGUGCUCAUUCUAAGUGUGCUGGAAUUAUGUAUUGCUAUAUCCGUCUCGGCUUUUGGAUGCAAAGUAAUCUGUUGUAAUCCUGGUGGAGUUGUAUUCAUUAUGCCAUCCAAUUCUCAUGGGGCAGAAACAGUAUCUCCUGAACCAGUGUAAAACAACGUGAUGCCAGCAACGGAUCAACAGAAGAAUGGUACAGAAGACUUUUGUUGAUAAUAGUCCCA
Messenger RNA from Suncus etruscus (white-toothed pygmy shrew), 738 nucleotides. RefSeq names its product membrane-spanning 4-domains subfamily A member 4A-like. The transcript is spliced from 6 exons. Gene Ontology annotation, cellular component: Golgi apparatus; membrane. NCBI's taxonomy places the organism in Eukaryota, Metazoa, Chordata, Mammalia, Eulipotyphla, Soricidae. Bases 17 to 670 code for a protein of 217 amino acids. The record is from RefSeq and is a predicted model, not a curated record.